UAACAUUUUUUGGUUUUCACUCCGUACAUGCAUGCAAAGCCAGCCUAGAAGCUGCAAACACCGCAACCACUGAUGAUUGUUAGCUUGUUGUAGAACCAGACUUUGAUGCAGUUAGCGAAAAACCUACUCCUUAAGCUUUAUUUGUUAUCGUUUGCGCACUCACUAGCAUCCUCUGGGCGAUUCUCGGCCCCCAACUGCUGGUUGCUGAGCCCUCAACCGAGGUCAUGUGAUCUUUCUCUUGUUUUUCUUCGCCGUAGACCGUUACGAGGUACACAGGUGUGCGCGGUCCACCCAGAAGUAUCAAAUUCGUAUAUUGCUUCUCAAAACCUAGAUUACAUAGCCUAACAAUUAAACAAUAGUGGUCUCGUUGUCAUGUGUCGCUGGGCCAGGGUGCCAUUCUUAGUGAUCUAGCAGGGUUUUGAAGGAGUAGGAAAUCGAUCAACUCUUUUUCCUCUACUUCUCUACACCUUGUCAAACUAAGAAUGGACUUGAAAGGAGUGCAGUACUUUCCAUUUACUCACCGGCACGCAUCUUCAUCAUCAGCUUGGGUGUAGCGCUGACCUGGUGAGAUAGGUUGCAGGUCUGAUAAGACUGCGGAGCUAAAGGUUCAUUGGAAUUUGACCUUGGAUCUUCUGAAUCGAGGGUCGAAUGGUUCGAGGGCCUGUGAUGUUUGGCAAAUUUCGGAUAGAUAUUUGGUUGGGUGGGAUAGAUUUGCGAACUCUUUUACCAAGUCGAAGACGAGUUUAGAAUCCGAUGAGGCAAGUGGAUCUAGUGAAGAAGUUCACAGUGACUUGAGUGAUCAAUGCCGGGCAUGUACACGACGGGUAUGGAGAAAACUCAUCAUGGAAACGGAGUGAAUGACAACGCCAGCCCAAGCGGUUAUUCGCUCGACUACGCAAGCUUCUUAGAUGGUGCAGAUAGCGCAUUGCAACAGCAAUUAUACCAAUAUCUCCAGGGCCCAUCGGUACAUAGAGAGAAUCAUCCGGGUCAAGUUGAGGAAGUAGACGGUUUCACAAAUGGUACUCCGCUUUACCAGACAGGUGCCGCCUCUUUUGAAGCUGGUCCAUCACAUUUUCAGUCAAUGCCUGUAGAGCCACUUCAAGCUCGCACAGAUGUCGUGCAGCAAAGCAUACUGGAUGGAUCUCUUUGUCACAGCGGACACAACGGAGGUCGGAUUUCCGAAUACGCCACUAACUCUGAUGCUGGUAGAUCAAUCCGAAAGCACAUUAAAGCCAUUGGGACGUCUACACCGGGAUGCCUGCAGCAGCUUUCCCCACUUGGAACCUUCCUCCCCCACCGGCAUCUUUACAGCACAAAUCAUCAACCUGGCUCCAACUUCGAAUGUGGAGUAUCUCAAGCUCCAGGUCGACCUAAAUUGGUCGAUGCCAGUGGGUCACCGAGCGUUUACAUUCCUAGAGAACGAUCAGGCUACGAAACUUCGUGCUCUCCGAACAGUCUAAAGAGAACACGCAGCGAGCUAGUGAUCCCUCAAUCACGUACUUUCCGAGGCCCCAAUUCUCAAGUUGUUGAUUCUGGACCAAAAACGAGUUUCAGACGACCAAAUGAUCAGGCUGGUCAUAUUAUCAGGGAACGACAACGAAGAGACGACAUGACGAACAAAUUUCUUAUCCUGGAGUCUUUGUUGCCUCCGGGGCCUAAGCGUGACAGGUCCACAGUUGUUGAUGACUCCGUUGAGUACGUGAAGAACCUUCAUCAGCGUCUGAAGGAUACACAGAAGAGGCGCGCAGACAUACUGAAGGCUCAUGCCGCUCUUUCCAGUGAGGUGCUAACCGUUCACACGCCGAAGCAGAACAACAGAGCGACAUGUCAUAACUUGUCCAGUCCAGAUCUGAGGAAAGUGGCCGUGAAUGCCGCAUUCAUCAGAACCAGCCCGGAAAGUAAGGAGAUCGACUCCGAUGCGAAGAAGAAGGCCAGCUGCAUCGACAACAUCCAGGUGCACGUGGACUUGCCGCACCAGAUCGUGAUUGAGAUGACGUGCCGAUCGCACCCCCACAUCCAGAGCCAGAUCAUGAAAGAGCUGGAGCGUCUCGCGAUGGACAUCUCCCGGUGCAGCAUGGCCAAGCACCAGGACAGGCUUGUGUGCGUUAUUAUUAUGAAGCCUCGAAUUGUGAGCAAAUCUCCGACCACGAGCGACGACAUCACGGAAGCUCUGAAACGCGCCCUUGUACCCGAAGCCUCGUAGCUCAUCCCCCAGUGAGAGCAGGCAGGCAAGGGCCCGGCGCUUGUAAUCUCUGUAAAUCCUCAUGGCUCUAGCUUCAUCACAGUUGUUGUGCGUAGAUAGCGGUGAAAUUCAGCUUUCUAGCAUCUAACCAGUUCGCUGUUUACCGGAGUGCAAUGGAAAUUUGAGCAGACCAGGUUGCAGAUUCAAUAAAGAAAACGAUUGAGAGCGCUCUUCUGAGUUGGCUCGGUGCUCAUCUCAGAGAGUGAGACCUAGUAGUGAUUCUGACAAUGAGAUCUGAUAUCAGUCCUGAUAGUGAGAUCGAUCAACAGAAGACGGUUGUGUACAGACUUAGCAUGAAACCUGAAUCGGAACCCUAACAUCUCAUGAUUCUGUUUUUUUCCAAUACAUAAAUGUUGGGAUCGGUGAAGACCAAACAUAUUCAUGACCUAAAA
Molecule: messenger RNA, 2634 nt
Organism: Physcomitrium patens
Lineage: Eukaryota; Viridiplantae; Streptophyta; Bryopsida; Funariales; Funariaceae
Molecular function (GO): protein dimerization activity
Source: RefSeq, a predicted model, not a curated record